Molecule: messenger RNA, 630 nt
Organism: Serendipita indica DSM 11827
Lineage: Eukaryota; Fungi; Basidiomycota; Agaricomycetes; Sebacinales; Serendipitaceae
Source: the annotation of a GenBank genome assembly
AUGACACCUAAACCACUCAAAAGUAGACGACUCGACUUGGUCUACGUCAUCUUCUUCGUCGUACAUCUCAUCAUAACCCUCACUCUCGACGUUUUGCCGCUCUGGCCCUCCUCCCUCCAAAGCAUGCCCGUAAUAAGGGAUAUCUAUGCAUUUCUCAAGAGAGUCUCGUUCGACUACCUCACCAAGAGCAAGGAUCCGUUUGCGCUCGCGACCUGGGGUCUCGUACAGCACGAAUGGGAGUUUUAUUUCAUGAGGGUUUUCAUGUACAUGGAAUUAGUCAUCCAACUUCCGGCAUUUAUUCUCGGGACAUAUGGACUAUAUAAAAAUAAUCCAAGUUAUUAUUCGGUGAUCCUUUGUUACGCCACGGCCGCGCUCGUCACGACGACGACGUGCUUCGUCAACGCAAUCAAAUUACCUUCAGCGGAAGAUCCAUCUCUCGAUGCAAGCUCCAAGUUUUACGCGGUCACGAAUGAAGUACGCUGGAGAAUUCUAGGCCCACUCAUCCCGUUCUUGGUUAUCCCGGCGGUUAUGUGGGUAGAUAUGUUCGUUCGAAUCAUGGAUCUGGUGAGCAUAGGCGCCUAUAAGAAAGCGUUGGCGGCGAAGGCAGGAAAGGCAAAGAAGGAACUCUAG